Molecule: messenger RNA, 1579 nt
Organism: Branchiostoma belcheri (Belcher's lancelet)
Lineage: Eukaryota; Metazoa; Chordata; Leptocardii; Amphioxiformes; Branchiostomatidae
Exons: 6
Source: RefSeq, a predicted model, not a curated record
AAUGUCUCCCCAGCGCUGAAGACCAAACAGAGACUAUUGCAGCAGAAGCACCAUGCAGCCAAGUCCAACGCGGGGAGCCUCUGUGUGGGGGGAGGGGUCUCGCUCUGGCCGCAGAUGGACAACAUGCGUCUGACCAGGCGGGAAACGGUCGCGCUGACCGCGUGGUGCGUCGGACUGGUCCUGGCGGUGCAGGCGAUCUUCAGCUACCUGCAUGGUCAUGUGAUGAGGAAACUUCACGUCUUCACUGGUCGCCUGCGCCGUUUCCAUGCCGACCACAGGCUGGAGGUCACCCGAGGUCAGCAGCAGUUUGACAGGUCUGUUCUCAGGUGGCACACAGACUACAGGAACCUCAUGGAGUCUAUAGAGCAGGACUUCCAUGUGUCGGUGGGCGGGGCCCCUGUGCUGUUCCAGCUGUCCCUGUUGCUGUACCUGCUGUCCAUCUGCACCCUGCUAUACUACCUGGGGGACAACAUGCUGUCCAAGAGCAAGCUCACACCCAGGAGGAUCAAGCAGUGGGUGUCCCUGCUAGUAGUAACCAGUGUGUGGACGUUGCUUGGCCUGAAGCUGCUGACCACUGCCCAGCACCUGGAGUCAGCUGUGGAGAUGACUGUGUACCAACUCAGUGAGGAACUGGGUGACCUAGUCCUGCUUGACCAUGACUUGAGCAGGUACCACAGUGUCUUAAGGUACUGGCAGUACCGCUGUACCCCGCCUACCUCACCUGGUGUACUCAGCAUCUUAGGAAUCUUACAGGUGAGAGAUGUGAACUACUACCUGCAGUACUACAGCUUACCUGUCCUCACUGCUCUCUGCACACCUGUGGUCAGACUGGUCCUCGCACUCAAACAAGUCUACAGUCCUGCUUAGGGUCUGAAACUGUGCAAUGUACAGUCAAACUUGUCUAAGGUGACCACCCAAGGGAUAGAAGAAAAAGCCACUUGUUGUACACACUGCCACAUUGAUCCAACCCAGCCAGUGCCAUUUUACAUUGUGCAAAGACUGUGACAGUCAUGCUAUUGAAAUUAAUGGCAAACUGGCAGAAUCCAUCAAGUUUCUAGUUACAAACUGUAUACUAGUAUCAUGAAGUUAGUUUUUCAGCCACAAGCUUGAAAGUGAUUGUUUGGGGUUGAUUGUUUGAGGUUAUUAUAGGCAACAAUCAUUUGAUGUACUUAGUUAAAAAUUGUUAAAUGUAUAUUAAUCUUUACAACAUAUUUAUAUUUUGGUGUCAUUGUAGAUACUAGUAAGCCAUUCUUGUAUAGUCAUAUUUUAUAUACAUUCCUCUGAGAGUCAGUCAUAUUCCUGUUAGUUUUGGUCAUAAUGACAUUUUUUGCGUAAUUUUUCUGAAGGUGCAAGCCAUAAUGGUGAAUCAUUUUGUUAGAUAAAAGGCAUUGCAAUGGUGUGAAAGUUAUUUAUAUGUAGCUACUUGAAUUUCAUAUAUUAUGUAGUGUUUUUUUAAAUUUAAUGUAACUUAUUUAUCUGCUGACAUCUUAUAGUACACAUCAUAUAAUCAUGUAUUAAUAUUUUACGCAAUCAUAUUCUAAAGAUUCGAAUACUUGAACAGUGUUAUAAUAAGUUUACU